Messenger RNA from Caretta caretta (loggerhead turtle), 3267 nucleotides. It is a transcript of the gene MTMR1, whose product is annotated as myotubularin related protein 1. Gene Ontology annotation, cellular component: cytoplasm; membrane. Gene Ontology annotation, molecular function: phosphatidylinositol-3-phosphate phosphatase activity; phosphatidylinositol-3,5-bisphosphate 3-phosphatase activity. Gene Ontology annotation, biological process: phosphatidylinositol dephosphorylation. The record is from RefSeq and is a predicted model, not a curated record. Lineage: Eukaryota; Metazoa; Chordata; Testudines; Cheloniidae.
GGCCUGUGGGUAAGCGCCGCCGCCAGGUGACAGUUCCUGCCGCCGCCGGGGCCGGGCUGGCGGAGUGAGGCCCGGCGGGAAACCGGCAAAUCCCGGCCGGAAGGAUGGAGCGGGCGCCGGGGCCGGCUCUGGAGGGCGGCGGCGGCGGCGGGGCCCGCAGAUCCGUGCGGCCGACAGGGCUGGGGGGCGCCGCCGCCGCCGCGGGCUCCCGGCAGCCCAGCGUGGAGACCUUGGACAGCCCUACAGGAUCCCAUGUUGAAUGGUGUAAACAGCUCAUAGCUGCUACCAUUUCUAGUCAGAUUUCAGGUUCUGUGCCAUCAGACAGUGUAUCCAGAGAUUACAGGGUAUACAAGAGGCCUGAUAUACGGGAGAUUCAGGAUGGACACAAUGGCUAUCAUUCUGAAGCAGAAGCUGAUCAGGUGGCACUGAGGGAUGGAAACAAGCUGGCACAGAUGGAAGAGGCACCACUUUUCCCUGGAGAAUCAAUCAAAGCGAUUGCUAAAGAUGUCAUGUAUAUCUGUCCAUUUAUGGGAGCAGUCAGUGGUACACUGACAGUGACGGACUUCAAAAUGUAUUUCAAAAAUGUUGAGAGGGAUCCACAUUUUGUUCUUGAUGUUCCCCUUGGAGUAAUAAGUAGAGUUGAAAAGAUUGGAGUGCAGAGCCAUGGAGACAACUCCUGUGGUAUAGAAAUUGUUUGCAAGGAUAUGAGAAACUUGCGGCUUGCCUAUAAACAGGAAGAACAGAGCAGACUGGAGAUAUUUGAAAACCUCGUAACUCAAGCAUUUCCUCUUUCUAAUGGGCUGCCACUUUUUGCAUUCAGCUAUAAAGAAAAAUUUUCUGUUAAUGGUUGGAAAGUUUAUGAUCCAAUGGCAGAAUAUAAGCGGCAGGGUUUACCUAAUGAGAGUUGGAAAAUAUCCAAAGUUAACAGCACCUAUGAACUUUGUGAUACAUAUCCUACUAUCUUUGUUGUGCCAACCAGUGUGAAAGAUGAUGACCUCUCAAAAGUGGCAGCAUUUAGAGCAAAAGGCAGAAUUCCAGUGUUGUCUUGGAUUCACCCCGAGAGCCAGGCAACUAUAACGCGCUGCAGCCAGCCACUGGUAGGCCCGAAUGACAAACGUUGCAAAGAAGAUGAAAAAUACUUACAAACAAUAAUGGAUGCCAAUGCUCAGUCGCACAAGCUUAUCAUCUUUGAUGCCAGACAAAACAGUGUUGCUGAUACAAACAAGGCAAAAGGUGGAGGAUAUGAAAGUGAAAGUGCCUACCCAAAUGCUGAGCUGGUCUUUUUGGAAAUACAUAACGUACAUGUGAUGAGGGAAUCAUUGCGGAAGCUGAAAGAAAUAGUUUAUCCUUCGAUUGAUGAGGCACGGUGGUUGUCCAAUGUGGAUUCAACGCACUGGUUGGAAUACAUAAGGAUUCUUCUUGCUGGAGCAGUAAGAAUUGCUGAUAAAAUUGAAUCUGGUAAAACAUCAGUUGUUGUACAUUGCAGUGACGGCUGGGAUCGUACAGCCCAGCUCACAUCUUUAGCCAUGCUCAUGUUGGACAGCUAUUACAGGACUAUCAAAGGAUUUGAAGCUCUUAUAGAAAAAGAGUGGAUAAGUUUUGGACAUAGGUUUGCAAUGCGAGUAGGUCAUGGAGCCGAUGACCAUGCUGAUGCAGUCAGGUCUCCCAUUUUCCUUCAGUUCCUUGAUUGUGUUUGGCAAAUGACGAAGCAGUUUCCUGCAGCCUUUGAAUUCAAUGAACUGUUUCUGAUCACCAUUUUGGAUCACCUUUAUAGUUGUCUCUUUGGGACUUUUUUAUACAACUGUGAACAAGAACGAUUGAAAGAGGAGAUAAGUACAAAGACUGUAUCUUUAUGGUCCUACAUUAACAGUCAACUAGAUGAAUUUACUAAUCCUUUCUAUGUGAACUAUGAAAACCACGUCCUGUAUCCUGUUGCCAGUCUGAACCAUUUGGAACUGUGGGUAAAUUACUACGUCAGAUGGAAUCCAAGAAUGAGGCCACAGAUGCCAAUUCAUCAGAAUCUUAAGGAGCUACUUGCCAUCAGAGCUGAGCUUCAGAAGAAGGUGGAAGACUUGCAGCGUGAAGCUGCUACACGAUCCAUUUCUUCAUCAUCAGCUAGAGGGUCGUCAUCUUCUCACUCAGCCUCACCGGUGCGCACUUCUGUCUGAUGUGCAACAGCCAUGUAAAACCAUUCCUGUCAGGUGAUCAGCGUAUAUAUGCUUUGAGGCGGGUGGAAUAUUUUCCCUGUCUCCCAAGGAUUGUGAGUGACUUAUAAUUGCUAUCAAUCUACAUGCCUUACUCUUUGUGUCUGUUUCUGUUAUGAUGAGGCCAAAAAGAGCUUCAGUAGUUGUGAUGGUAUUUUCUAAAGUUGGCAGUUCCCGUAUGUGUUUUGACAUCUCUUGCUAAAUCAUCAAUUGUAAAAUUAACUUUAUUUUGAGCAACCAACAAUUUAACCAUCUUAAAAAGGAACCCAUCUGUCAGUCAGAUAAUGUAAGAUGCUUUUUGCUGCCUUGGGUACAGAGGCUGGUUGAGAAACCCAAAUGAAAUGCCAUGUAAUGUUUGUGCUGAAUCAACAUGGAGAGAAAUUUACUGAAUGGGAGCUCUUUAUUUAAUGCAGUACAUUAUUUUUAUCUAGCGCAACUGCUAAUAUUCUUGGGGACAUAUAUAAGUAAUGCACUUUGAAACAGAUUUUAAAUUAAGUAUUUUUCAGUGCAGCCAAUUUUACAUUUUGAGUAAUUAUGCCAUUAAGAAUGGAUGGUAAUGAAGGUAAACAGGAUUUGCCAAUUAAUACACACCUACUGGUACUUGUAUGAUGUAAUAUAUUUGGUAAAGCAUGGAUUUUAAUUUUUAAUGCCUUUUUUUACAAGUUUAAAUAAAUCUUUUGACCAUUUAUUGUCCUGUUUUACCCUCAUGAAUAAGGGGUAAGCUUAAUCAGGUCUGUCUUGUACUCAGUAACUUGUUUUCUAGCAAGUGGUUAUAAUUUGGAUUAGAACAUCGAACCGUGUAAAUUGUAUAGUCUGUAUAGUUCCACAUAUUUUAAGUGUGUCCUGUUAAAUGUAUACACACAAAAUCCAAUUUAUGUACAUGCAUAUGUGAUGUUAAACAUGCAUACACUUGAUUUGCAUGUUAUGGGUUCAGAAAAUUGAUCCAGCCUUUCCAAAUGUUUUGGAAGAUAUAAACUGUUACAACUUCGAUGUUUUUAAAUAAUAGGAUCUUAAUUGGUUUCCUUGAAAUAAUAAAGCCUGUUCGGUUGGGUUUUUUUUUAAA